Molecule: messenger RNA, 1524 nt
Organism: Ochlerotatus camptorhynchus
Lineage: Eukaryota; Metazoa; Arthropoda; Insecta; Diptera; Culicidae
Exons: 1
Coding region: 1-1524 (507 amino acids)
Molecular function (GO): catalytic activity
Source: RefSeq, a predicted model, not a curated record
AUGAACCGCUCUCUAGGCGGUAAGUAUACGAGGACAGCAAAACGGGGAAACAACUUCCGGCACUCCGUGGUCAUCGGGGUUUUGAAGACGAUACCUUUCCAGGUUGUCGAUAUGGAAUUCCAGCUGGUGGCACCGGCGAACAUCUCCGUUCCAUGUGCAUACCAGCCAUGCGGACGGCUGCCAAACCUGCACGAUCAACUCAGCGAAGCCAUAAUUAAACUACCGGAACCGCGCAUCUUGGUUGGGGAUCUCAACGGGCACCACCCAAGCUGGGGCUGCCCGCGCUCCGACCCUCGAGGUGUUACCCUGGUCGAUAUUUUCGAGAAGGAAGACAUUGUGAUUCUGAAUGACGGUGUGCCCACGUACUUUAACGAGUGGCACACUUCUGCCAUCGACGUCUCUGAUGUCAGCCGCUGCUUUGCUGGAAAAACUCAGUGGCAACACGGAGACCCCGAUGGCGCUAUGAACAAGCGGACUGGGAUAGCUAUGGUGAAGCCUUUCAGUCCUCGUUACUACAGCGUAAUCCGAACAGCAUUGAAGACUUUGCAGAAGUGGUAUACGAAGCGGCAACAGCAACCAUCCCAAAGACCAGCAGCGGGGCGAAAAGUGCUACGCUUGUUGGAUAAAGGUACGAGGAAAGCCCUUAAAGCCCGGCGUAAAGCGCUUCGCCGUAUAAAGCGCCUUCCUAUCGAACAUCCCGACCGUAAGGACGCUCUCCGUAACUACCAUGAGUCGCACAAUCAAUGCCGGCAAGAAAUCCGUGUCGCCAAACGAGCCAGCUGGAUGGACUUUCUGGAAGGAAGGAAUUCGUCACAGUCUUCGGCCGACUUAUGGAGGCAAGUCAACGCCCUCAGUGGGAAACGGCGCAUGAAACCGCUCCACGUACAGAUUAACGGUGAAGCGGUUUCUGACCCUGCAAUUGUAGCGGACGAACUCGGCUCAUACUUUGCCGAUCUCGCAGCCAUCGAGAAGUACGAAGACGAAUUCAAGUGGAAAGCUAAGCUUUCGACGUCAUCUAUUGCAAGUUUCUCUGUUUCUUCUGACGCUGGGAACUCGGAAAUCAACCAGGCAUUCUCCUGGCAGGAAUUGCAGCAUACCCUCCGCUGCAGCAACGGAAAGUCGGCGGGUCCCGACGAAAUCGGGUACCCUCUACUCAAGAGGUUACCAACGCGAGGCCAGCUACGGAUGCUGGAGCUUUUCAACAAGCUCUGGCUCACCAACUCGUAUUCAGCGUCGUGGAAGGAGAGCUUAGUCAUUCCCAUCCCAAAAGCCAAUGAAACAAUCCAUGAAGUUAGCAAGUUUCGGCCAAUAGCCUUGACAUGCUGUUUUGCCAAGGUCCUGGAGCGAAUGGUCAACAGGAGGCUAAAGCAUUUCCUUGAAGCCGAAAACCUGCUAGACCAUCAACAACACAUCUUCCGUCAAGGGUACGGAACACCAACUUACUUUGCAACAUUAGGAGAGGUCCUCAAGAGUGCCAAAGAUAGCGGUCUCCACACCGAGAUCGUCUCGCUCGAUAUAUUGUAG